AUGGCCGACCAGCACUGGAAUCAACAACCGCGUCACGGCCAUCCAGCACUGGAAUCAACAACCGCGUCAUGGCCGACCAGCGCUGGAAUCAACAACCGUGUCAUGGCUGACCAGCGCUGGAAUCAACAACCGCGUCACGGCCGACCAGCUGGUUGUACAGGCCCUGGAUUACCUGAACCCCCCUUGAUUAGUUUUCGCUCCCUGGAAAUUUUAGCAUCGCGCACUCAAGGCCCUUAUCUCCAAGAUCGCAGCAACAUAGCUAUGUCCACUCAAUGCCCUGCUUGUUCCCGUGACGAUUUCACGGUAACUGGUCUCAGUCAACAUCUGGCCAAGAGCCACAACCCACAUUGUCGAGCACUGUACCAUCAGUCGCGCUCCCAAGUACAUACCAGGGACCAACGAGAUGAGCCUGACGAGCCGACUGCAGAAGACGAGCCUGGGUACGAGGUUGACGAGUUUGGGUAUGAGAUUGACGAGCCUGGGUACGAGGUUGACGAGCCUGGGUACGAGGCUGAGGCUGGGGGCGAGGCUGAGGCUGGGGACGAGGAUGAUGAUGAGGGGUGGAAUUUUGAACCUGAAUGGGAGCCUCCCGUUGAAGAUCGAGUCGAGGACGCGACCAUGGAUGCCAUCGAGGAUUUGGCCGAUGAAGAUGAAGCUGGCUGGGAAGAUCAACGCCGUGCUCACCAGGAUAUUCAAGCACGUGUGCAAGGGCAGCGUGGUUGCGUGGUGGUGCCCUACCCAGAUCUGCGUGCUGGUCAGCAAAUAACACGCGGUUGUGCUGCAAACGCAGAAUACGAGGCGCAUCUGGCCAAUGAGGAGGAGAAUGUGUAUCACCCUUUUGCAUCCAAGAUGGAAUGGGAGGUCGCCAGAUGGGCCAAGCUUCGUGGUCUGAGUUCGACGGCAUUGUCAGAUUUGCUUGCAAUCGAGGGGAUCAGUGAACGCUUAUCACUCUCGUUCAAGAAUGCGAAUGAGCUGAACGCUAUUGUCGACCAUGGGCUUCCGACUGGCCGUCCUAAGUUCAAACGCGAGCAGAUCGUGGUCGCUGGAGAAGCGUUUGACAUCUAUUAUCGCGACGUCAUCGAAUGUGUCAAGUCGUUGUAUGGUGAUCCGGACUUCGCCAAAUAUCUAGCAUUUGCGCCUGAGCGGCAUUAUUCUGAUGAAGACGAGACGAUUCAUCUCUUUCAUGAUAUGCACACCGGCAAAUGGUGGUGGGAUACACAGAAAAAACUCGACAAGGAUAAUCCAGGCGGCACCAUCAUUCCCAUCAUUAUCUCGUCCGACAAAACACAAGUCACAUUGUUCCGCAACAAGUCCGUCUAUCCUGUGUAUCUCACCAUUGGCAACAUCCCGAAGGAAAUACGACGCAAGCCUUCGCAUGGGGCACAUAUACUUCUAGCUUAUUUACCUUGUACACGCCUUCAGCAUAUCACCAACAAAGCUUCACGCCGCCGGACUUUGGCAAACCUUUAUCACGCAUGCUUGCGUCGUGUUCUCGCUCCGCUGAAGUCCAUAGGAGUAGAUGGACUUCGUAUGGCUAGUGGGGAUGGUGCCCUCCGCCGUUGCCACCCAUUAUUUGCCAGCUUUGUGGGUGACUACCCAGAACAGCUUCUUGUGACUGGGAUCAAGUUCGGAGAGUGCCCAAAAUGCGACGUGGACGCGGACGACACGGGUAGCAACACGGCUCCUUUUCAUCUACGGAAUCUAACCAAGGUGCUAGAUGCCCUCGCUGCCCUUGACGAAGGGAAUCUAUCAUUUGUACGUGCUUGCGCGGCAGCAGGCAUCAAGCCCAUUGUCCAUCCUUUCUGGGAAGAUCUCCCAUUCACCAACAUAUUCCGUGCAAUCACACCAGACGUGUUACAUCAAUUAUAUCAAGGCUUGAUAAAGCAUCUCUUAGGUUGGUUAUCAGCCGCGUGCGGAGGAGCCGAAAUUGACGCUCGGUGUCGCCGUCUUCCUCCCAAUCACCAUAUACAUUUGUUCAGCAAGGGUAUCACCUGCUUGUCGCGUAUAAGCGGAACUGAACACGCUCAAAUCUGCCGUUUUCUCCUUGGCAUCGUCAUCGGCAUCCGUUUGCCCAAUAAUCUAAAUGCGGGCCGUCUUCUACGAGCAGUGCAAGGCCUACUGGACUUCCUCUAUCUUGCUCAAUAUCCAUGUCAUAGCUUGGAGUCACUACAGCUCCUGGAUGACGCACUCGACCUUUUCCACAAGAAUAAGGAUAUCUUCAUUGACCUCGGUAUCCGUUCUAAUUUAAUUUACCUAAACUGCAUGCCGCUCGCCACUAUUCUGCCAUGA
This is a messenger RNA of Suillus subalutaceus, 2289 nucleotides long. RefSeq lists its product as uncharacterized. The transcript is spliced from 5 exons. The record is from RefSeq and is a predicted model, not a curated record. The coding region runs from base 1 to 2289 and encodes 762 amino acids. Lineage: Eukaryota; Fungi; Basidiomycota; Agaricomycetes; Boletales; Suillaceae.